AUGACUCCCUACAUAGCCAAGGAUGCUGCUGUACUUGUUGAAGCAGCUUGCGCCGGCUCGGUUGAUGGGGUAGUGGCCUUUAUUGUUGUGAGAGUGUUGGAGGGGGGGGUGGGGGGGGGGGGGGGGGGGGGGGGGGGGGGGGGGGGGGGGGGUGGGGGGGGGGGGGGGGGGGGGGGGGGGGGGUGGGGGGGGGGGGGGGGGGGGGGGGGUGGGGGGGGGGGGGGGGGGGGGGGGGGGGGGGGGGGGGGGGGGGGGGUGGGGGGGGGGGGGGGGGGGGGGGGGGGGGGGGGGGGGGGGGGGUGGGGGGGGGGGGGGGGGGGGGGGGGGGGGGGGGGGGGGGGGGGGGGGGGGGGGGGGGGGGGGGGGGGGGGGGGGGUGGGGGGGGGGGGGGGGGGGGGGGGGGGGGGGGGGGGGGGGGGGGGGGGGGGGGGGGGGGGGGGGGGGGGGGGGGGGGGGGGGGGGGGGGGGGGGGGGGGGGGGGGGGGGGGGGGGGGGGGGGGGGGGGGGGGGGGGGGGGGGGGGGG
Messenger RNA from Dicrocoelium dendriticum, 524 nucleotides. The record is from the annotation of a GenBank genome assembly. Lineage: Eukaryota; Metazoa; Platyhelminthes; Trematoda; Plagiorchiida; Dicrocoeliidae.